Messenger RNA from Peromyscus eremicus (cactus mouse), 1539 nucleotides. RefSeq names its product distal membrane arm assembly component 2 (gene Dmac2). Lineage: Eukaryota; Metazoa; Chordata; Mammalia; Rodentia; Cricetidae. Bases 1 to 771 code for a protein of 256 amino acids. The record is from RefSeq and is a predicted model, not a curated record. The transcript is spliced from 6 exons.
AUGGCGGCGUCCAGGGCGUUCCUGCGCCUGGGUGCCCGAGAAUGGAAUGGGAGAGCCAAGGGCAUCCAUAGCAAGAGUGAGUGGGUGACCCCAGACAGCAAUCCGAAGAGACGAACGCUAUUACAGUUCCUCUCAGACCACUUCCAUGACAUCCAGGCUCUGAGAGAGUAUCUGCUCCAGAAGCAGGUAUCAAAAGUGAACCGGAAGAAUCGAUCCUUCCCUAACAUCCGGGAGAAAUAUGGCCCAUAUGUCGCAGGUGCCCUCUUCAUCCUGAAACAGGGAGGCGCAGUGAAGUUUCAGGACAAGGAGUGGAUCCGGCCAAAUGACCGUGGCCAUUUUCCUGCUGAGUUCCUGAAGUUCCAGGAGGUACCUGUGGAGGCUGUGGAUGCCAGUGGCUGUGCCAUCAACUACCAGGGCAUGAGUAACCUUUUGCCCCUGAAGGAGCUGCGGUCUCUGUCGCUGCAGCGCUGCCCCAACGUGGAUGACUGGUGCCUCAGCCGCCUCUACCUACUGGCUAACUCCCUGCAGGAGCUCUCGCUGGCCGGAUGCCCCCAAGUCUCAGAACGGGGCCUUGCCUGCCUCCACCACCUCCAGAACCUCCAAAGGCUGGACAUCUCAGACCUCCCUGCUGUGUCCCACCCAGGCCUCAUUCAGAUCCUGGUAGAAGAGAUGUUGCCCCAUUGUGAGGUCCUUGGCGCUGACUGGGCCCAGGGCCUGAAGCUGGAGCCAGACCAGCAGCCUCAGGACACAUCUAGCCCAGCCUCUCCCUAGCCUGUAGCCCCACUCUCGCAGGAUCUCGUGAGGCUCUGUGGAGUGUGAUGUCUUCCCACUCUGGCUUCCAGUGGGGUUCAUUCAACAGAGCAUUGGCAAAUAAGAAGGCCGAGUCAGGGUUUUGACUGGUGUUUGCCUGCAGCUGGCAGACUGUCGCCAUGGCAGACAGCUCUCCAUGCACAGCUGCGUUUGCCUGCAGCUGGCACAGUGUCGCCAUGGCAGACAGCCCUCCAGGCACAGCUGCUCACAGCUCCAUGGUUUCUCAUUAUCCCUGUUUGUCAACAACAUCCCCCCAAACUGUCCACAUGCAUGUCCCCAGCAACUGUGGCUGACAUGAGAUACUGCUGGCCCUUUACAGUGGUUGGUUCCUCCUUGUACAGGGUUGGUCAGCACUACAGGUGGCCAGCAUCCUUGGCCCACAUUCAUUAAAGGCCAGCAGCACCCCAAGCCCCAUGGCAUCACCCAUUGAUUUACUGACUUGUCAAAUGUGGUUUCCCUGCUCUGUGAAAAUGUGAGCUGAGCGGCUGGGAAAAUGGUUUCUUCAGCUGGCACAACAGACUUCGUCAGUAGAGGAUGCUGGAGAUAACCCAGAGGGGUGGCUAGGACUGCAUGGAGCCUAAAGUGGUUCUCCAGCUCCCAGAUUGCUGGGUGGUUGGCACCCCUGUUGUCUGUGAAUGACUCCUGGUGUCCAUGUUACCAGUGCCUGUCAUGACUAACACACCAUACAAGUGUAUGAUUCUUUAUAUUAAACUUUCCCUGUUCACAUUA